Molecule: messenger RNA, 1276 nt
Organism: Hymenoscyphus albidus
Lineage: Eukaryota; Fungi; Ascomycota; Leotiomycetes; Helotiales; Helotiaceae
Source: the annotation of a GenBank genome assembly
CCCCAACAUCCAAAACCAAAACCAAGUCCAACAAAAAGAAAACCACAAGACCUCAAAUAAAUAAAUAAAAAAUGAACCUCCUCCUCACCGGCGCCUCAGGAACAAUCGGCUCCACAAUCCUCACCCAAACCCUCUCCAACCCCCACAUCACAUCCCUAAUCCUCCUCGUGCGUCGUCCCCUCACCAACCUCGCUCUCUCCACACAUCAAGAAUCCGGUCGGAAGCCAGAAGUAAAGAUUAUCAUCAUGGAGGGCUUUAAUAUUUACCCUGAUGAGGUGGUAGAUGAGAUUGCGGGGUGUGAGGCGUGUAUUUGGUGAGUAGCAGUGAGAGAGAGAGAGAGAGAGAGGGAAAGCGGGAAAGUGGUGGGAGAGGCUGAUGAGAUGUAGGGCUAUGGGAACGUAUACUGGGGAUUCCGUGGUGGAAGUGGAGUACCCUACUGCGUUUGCGGAUGCUUUUCUUCGGCGCCAGAGAGAGGGGAGAAAGGGAAAGGGAAACGGGGGUUUAGAGAGGAAAGAAAAGUUUCGGUUUGUGUUUUUGAGGGGUGCGUAUACAGUUGAAGAUCAAGAUAGGAGUUUGUGGUUCAUGCCAUCGGCUAGGAGGGGGAAUGUAAGUCUUAGACUCUCGUGCUUUUUUUCCCUAUCCCUGCCUACUCGUUUUUUCCUCUUUCAUCCACUUUUUCUCCAUACUACAAAGAAAAAACAGACUCCUAAAUUUAACUCUCACGAGACCUUCUUAAUACAUCGCUAACAACUCACCCCGCACCCAGGGCCUAGGCGAAAAAACCCUCCGUCUCUACGCCCAAGAAAACGCCUGUGAAGACAUCUGGCAAACCUACAUCAUGAAACCGGGGGGGAUACUACCGUCUUCCAUCCUGCCCUCCAUGGGGUUUAUCUUGAGACCGGUUAUGGAUGUUGUGGGGGCUAUUAGUAAGUCUUGCGUUAUCUUUUUCUUUAGGAUAUCCUUCCUCUUUGUUGUUUUUUUUGAGGGGGGGGGGUUGAUGGGAUGGGGAGUAUUUGGUCUGGGUUAUGAGAUAGGUAUAGGGCUAAUAAGCAUAGGAAGUAACGAAGUCGCAGCAUGUAUCGUGGAUAUCGCUGUCCAUGGAUCAGAAGAUGGGAAGUUCGUUUGGCAGAAUGGGGAUAUGGUUUUGAGGGGGAGGGCUGUUUUAGGAGAGUGAUAUGUCGGGUAAAUGUAGCUAUCCUUUUUUUUUUUGGUAUCUUUAGGAAGGGUUGUAGGGUAGGUAAACUUAGUAGACAUCAAAACGGCAAGCAUUCUUCAC